GACAACCCUCCGUAUCAAGCAGCGCAACAACGGCGCUGAUAUCCACAAUUGGCGGACAGCUGACUCCCCUGCAAGUCUCACAUAGUCGCAUCUGUCCAACCCGGCUAUCCUGACCAGUCAGUCCUACCGCGGCAGUCGGGCUCCUCGCUGCACACUACCACAAUGGGUGACGCCUUUGUCGCUCAACCGGAGUUCUUCGAGGCCGACCUUGGCGAAAGUCUAAACUCUAGGACAGAGUCCCUGGCAUCUUUCAGGGAGCUUGGACCUCCCGAUCUUUGCCAUGUCAUCAAGACCACGGGAAGGACGGGCUCCAAAGAUAUUGGCUCAUACCAUUAUGUAUCCGGAGUAGAUGCCUCUUCCUCGGCUGCCCUUGCCGCCUACAUCAAUUCCCUCACCUAUGAGUUGGAGCAGAACCCCGCAUGGUUUUCUGGAAAGACGUCUUACAAGCUCAAGAGUGGAGUCUACUGCUGCUUUAAUGCCUUCUCGCGGGUCGAUGUACGAGUUGAAGUGCGGAUCCCUGGCAGCGUUGAUGCAUUUGUAGUCGAUCUGCGAGGAGACCGGCAUCCUCCCACUCCCGAGAUCUGGCAGGAGGUAUAUCUAUCUGCCCUCCUCCGCUCCAUCCUAUACGCAGAUGACGCCAACUUCAGGCUAGCAGGUUAUCGAAAGCUAGACCCCAUUGCAGGGCCAGAGGCUGAACAUCGCUUUCUCCGAGCUGCCGAGAACCUCUUCUUCAAGGGCUGGCAACUGGGCUCUGAACCAGAGAUUCAGGUCGCUACAGUGGUUUCCAACCAUCUCGCGAAUGGAGUACUCAAGUACUUCGGCGACGCAGGCAGGUACGAGCAAGCCGUUAACCUCUUCGAGAAGCUCUACGCUCGCGAACCAGUGGUGGCAGCUCUGGUAGCUCAAGCUUACCUGGGGAUGAAUGAAGAGAUCAAAGCUGUUCAGAUCAUGCAUGCUGCUAUCAAGGAGACGCCUCACUCCUACGCUCUUUUGCACGUACAGGCUGACUUUCUGAAGUCAAAGGGCAAAGCAGACUGGGCGUUGCAGCUGUCUAAGCAGGCAGUGAAUUGCGCUCCUAGCGAGUUUGUGACGUGGGCCAAGCUGACGGAGUGCUACAUCAACGUGGGAGAUUGGGAGUCUGCACUCUUCACUCUCAACUCGUGUCCCAUGUUCACGUACAACGAGCGGGACCUUCAUCGCAUGCCGCCGCCUGCCAAGACGCAUUUGCCCACAAAGCAAUUCAUCGCGGACAGUGGUCUCCUCGACGAGGAAUCGGCCAAGGACAAUGAAGCCGAUGUUGCCCUGCUGCGCCUUCCCGCCCCAGCUCUUCGAGGUACCUUCGCAAAAGCGUAUGCUCUGCUAUCACGGCUUGUGAGCCGCAUUGGCUGGGACGAGCUGCUUCGGUGUCGAAGCGCCGUCUUUGUCAUGGAGGAGGAGUAUCGCAACCAGCGGCCUGGGGAGGCUACCUCAAGUUCAACCACCGCUGCAGGAUCUACAGUGAGCAAGUCAGCUGCGGAGAAUGACGACAAUGCAUCCGUUAAGGCUAUCCCGCCGACGCCAGGGAGUGAUGAUGGGAUCGGAGACGAGACAUUCGACAGCUCGGGGGACAAGUCACUUCAAGACGGCAUGUCGAAACUUGGCCUGGAUGCUGGCGCGAACUCGUCGAGCCACAGCAUACCGACCAUCAAGAUAUCUACGGAAAGCGACCACGAGAGGGAGAGAGCUAAAAUUGCAGAUUACGUUCAGGGAGCUGAGGGAGGCAAGACGGCGGGGGAAGAGGAGACCGGUGGAGGUGCGGUUGAGGUCACACCACCUCCUUUGGAGAAGCCCGCACAAGCUCAAGCCGGAGCCCAGCAUGGUCGGACCGACUCUGUUGCAACAGUGCAAGGUGCGUCUACGGGAGCAGACACUGAGCAGCAGCAAGCACAGCACGCAGACCCUUCGACAAGAGACGAACAGCCUGCCUCUGGCUUCUCGUUCACAAACAAGCGACUUUGCGAACGGUGGCUGGACAAUCUCUUCAUGGUCCUCUACGAGGACCUUCGCGUCUACACCAUCUGGCGGGCCGAAUUGGCUCACUACAAGACACAAGGUCUGCCGUAUCGCAAGACCGGUACCGAGUGGGAGAUCCUCGGCGAGCUGGCGCUUCGGCUGCACCACAAGGAAGAAGCGAAAGAUGCUUUCCAGAGGUGUAUCGAGGCAAAGUUCUCUGCAAAGGGCUACCUGCGACUGCUGGAGUCGUACGUGGAGGCGAGGGAUGUACAGAGGAGUCUGUGGAUGAGCUUGAGAUUGACGGCAUACAACCAUCGGUGGUACACAGAGGGCUCGUAUCCGGGAGCGGUGGCUACGAAUCUGUUCAAACUGAUCAGGACCGAGGGUCUGGCGAAGGUGUCCUACACGCUCGUGUCAAUGUCCCCGCCGAAUUCUAUCCUCAAGCUGAUGCAAAAUCACUUUGCGUACGCACAAACGUUCAAGAUUCCCGGUCACGACACCUAGGGACAGGUAUGGGUCAAACGUCAAGGGGAGAGAGGAGACGGCUGCAGCGCAGCAGAAAGCGAAAAAGACGAAACCCUGUACUUUGCCAUCAUUUAAAUCAACAACAACAUUGCGCUGCCAGGGGCGCUUCCCCUGCGAUCAUCACAU
This is a messenger RNA of Microstroma glucosiphilum, 2643 nucleotides long. RefSeq names its product chaps-domain-containing protein. The record is from RefSeq and is a predicted model, not a curated record. Gene Ontology annotation, biological process: Golgi to plasma membrane transport. The coding region runs from base 163 to 2496 and encodes 777 amino acids. Gene Ontology annotation, molecular function: protein binding. Gene Ontology annotation, cellular component: exomer complex. The transcript is spliced from 5 exons. NCBI's taxonomy places the organism in Eukaryota, Fungi, Basidiomycota, Exobasidiomycetes, Microstromatales, Microstromataceae.